Triticum turgidum subsp. durum (durum wheat) is the source of this 1131-nucleotide messenger RNA. The record is from the annotation of a GenBank genome assembly. Lineage: Eukaryota; Viridiplantae; Streptophyta; Magnoliopsida; Poales; Poaceae.
AUGUUUUCCUGGGCUUUUAAAAUGCGAUCUUGUGUAAUGUACUAUGACCAAGCACUGGAGCGUGGAAGCUGUGAACCUCCUAACCUACUCUCUACCUGCCGAACAGAAUCACCAAAAGGGGGUGACAUACCACUUCAGAGAAUGGCGAAUACUUCCAAGGGCAAGGUGUGUGUCACUGGAGCCUCUGGCUUUGUUGCCUCUUGGCUUGUCAAGCGACUUCUCGAGUCAGGUUAUCAUGUUCUAGGGACAGUCAGAGACCCAGGCAAUCAGAAGAAGGUAGCACACCUCUGGAACUUAGCAGGUGCUAAGGAGGGGCUGGAGCUUGUCAGGGCUGACCUCUUGGAAGAAGGGAGCUUCGACGAUGCCGUGAUGGCCUGUGAGGGCGUCUUCCACACCGCAUCGCCUAUCAUCACUAACGCUGAUUCCAAGGAAGAAAUGCUUGAUUCGGCGAUAAACGGCACUCUAAACGUGCUGAGAUCCUGCAAGAAGAAUCCAUUCCUCAAAAGGGUUGUCCUCACGUCUUCGUCGUCGACCAUGAGGCUGAGAGAUGAAGCUGAAUUCCCUCCCAACGUGCUGCUGGAUGAAACAUCAUGGAGCUCCGUGGAGUUCUGCGAAAGCAUCCAGAUAUGGUACGCUGUUGCGAAGAUCCUCGCUGAGAAAUCAGCCUGGGAGUUCGCCAAGGAGAACAACAUCGACCUCGUGGCCGUUCUUCCGACGUUCAUCAUCGGCCCUAACCUCUCCCCUGUGUUAGGCCCCACCGCCUCAGAUGUCCUUGGCUUGUUUAAAGGGGAGACGGAGAAGUUCACCAUCUUCGGGAGGAUGGGGUACGUCCACAUCGACGACGUCGCGAGCUGCCACAUCCUGGUCUACGAAACCGCCGACGCCAAGGGGAGGUACAUCUGCAACUCGGCGGUUCUGGAUAGCAACGAGCUGGUCGCCUUGCUCGCGAAACGGUUCCCGUCGUUCCCCAUCCCGAAGAGUUUACCGAACAUUUACGGGGAGCAGACGUACGGCUACAACACGUCAAAGAUCCGGAAGCUGGGGCUUGAGUUCAGAGGCGUGGAGGAGAUGUUCGACGACUCGGUGGAGUCGCUCAAGGCGCAUGGCUAUCUGCGCGAGGGCGCCGCGUGA